UAUACUUUUUUUCCAAACAGUCACUAAUAUCGUAGUCCGUAGAAUAAUCAUCUAGUCAUUUCUACUUUUCUAGAUUUCUAGUCACAAUCAUUUUGAUUUGGUGUCUUCGAGUUCGAUCGGAGUUUGUAAUUGAUUUAUAUGUUUAUCAGUAAAAACCAAUAGACAUUGAAUUUGCGUUGUUGUUUGCUAAAGUAUAUAUAAGAUGCCAGUAGCUGAAGAAACGUUGUCGAUAUCCGAUGUAAUUAUUCAACUCCAAGACUAUAGUCCCACCAUACCAGAUUCUAUUACGACAUCUAUAUGCUCAGAAGCUGGAUUCGAAACAAACGACCCUCGAAUAGUUCGCUUGAUAUCAAUUGCUUCUCAGAAAUUUAUUGCUGAUGUAGCCAACGAUGCAUUGCAACAUUGUAAAGUGCGUUUGGCUACCUUGCCAACUAAAUCUGGAAAAGUUCCUAAAGACCGUAAAUUCACAUUAACCAUGGAAGAUUUAGCACCAGCACUCAAUGAUUAUGGAAUUAUUGUUCGAAAGCCUCCAUAUUUUGUUUAAGUUUUCUUUUCACUUGUACUUAAUUAAAAAUGUCUUCUUUUCUAACACAUAAUUUAUUUUAUUAUGUGCUGAAUUUUAAAAUAAAAUAAACUUUAAGAUAUCAUGUAAUUUUUAUAAAAGUAAAAUAAGUUUUAUUUAUUGA
Molecule: messenger RNA, 686 nt
Organism: Aphis gossypii (cotton aphid)
Lineage: Eukaryota; Metazoa; Arthropoda; Insecta; Hemiptera; Aphididae
Gene: Taf10
Product: transcription initiation factor TFIID subunit 10
Exons: 3
Coding region: 203-544 (113 amino acids)
Biological process (GO): transcription initiation at RNA polymerase II promoter
Cellular component (GO): SAGA complex; nucleus; transcription factor TFIID complex
Molecular function (GO): RNA polymerase II general transcription initiation factor activity; promoter-specific chromatin binding
Source: RefSeq, a predicted model, not a curated record